This is a messenger RNA of Aspergillus heteromorphus CBS 117.55, 4243 nucleotides long. Its product is annotated as serine/threonine-protein kinase. The coding region runs from base 1 to 4041 and encodes 1346 amino acids. Gene Ontology annotation, biological process: protein phosphorylation. Gene Ontology annotation, molecular function: ATP binding; protein serine/threonine kinase activity. The transcript has 10 exons. Gene Ontology annotation, cellular component: cytoplasm. NCBI's taxonomy places the organism in Eukaryota, Fungi, Ascomycota, Eurotiomycetes, Eurotiales, Aspergillaceae. The record is from RefSeq and is a predicted model, not a curated record.
AUGGUCUCCCGAGCCAGCGACGCCAGUGAGGGGCCGCAGCCGCCGUCCAAGGUGCAGGGCACGCCGGCCAAAACACGACUGACCAGACUCAACACCAGCCCGGCCAAACGCGAGGAUAAGGCGAAGGAUGACCGGGUCAUCAAGUCGUCGGCCAAGGAUGUCGCGGAGCUCAAGGAUUAUGUAUGGAUGCCGUUCCUGUGGCCUUUGGCCUUGCAAUUGGGCGACUGUCUGGGUAAAGGUGCGUUUGGGUCCGUCUACAGGGCACUGAACUGGAACACGGGGGAGACCGUCGCUGUAAAACAGAUCAAACUGGCGGAUCUCCCCAAGAGCGAACUACGUGUGAUUAUGCUGGAGAUCGAUCUGCUGAAGAACCUGGAUCACCCCAACAUCGUCAAGUACCAAGGAUUCGUGAAGUCUGCUGAAACCUUAAACAUCAUACUCGAGUACUGCGAAAAUGGUUCUCUACACUCCAUCGCAAAGAAUUUCGGUCGAUUCCCGGAAAACUUGGUUGGCCUCUACAUGUCCCAGGUCCUUCAUGGCCUUCUCUAUCUCCACGAGCAAGGUGUUAUCCACCGAGACAUCAAAGGAGCCAAUAUCCUCACUACCAAAGAGGGCCUCGUCAAGCUGGCAGACUUUGGUGUCGCCAGCAGGACAACAGGUCUUAGCGAAUCAAGUGUUGUUGGCACGCCCUACUGGAUGGCCCCGGAGGUGAUUGAGCUUUCGGGUGCCACGACAGCUUCGGACAUAUGGAGUCUUGGUUGCACUGUUAUCGAGCUUCUGGAGGGUAAACCGCCGUACUAUAGCCUCCAACCCAUGCCAGCCCUGUUCCGCAUUGUCAAUGAUGACCACCCUCCUUUGCCCCAGGGAGCUUCACCAGCUGUGAAGGACUUCUUGAUGCAGUGCUUCCAGAAGGAUCCAAACCUCCGUGUCUCGGCGAGGAAGCUUCUCAAGCACCCGUGGAUAGUCAAUGCCCGUCGGUCUGACUCCGUGGUCCCCAAGAAAUCGACUGAGUAUGAGGAAGCGGUCAAAAGUGUCCAGGAGUGGAACGAGGCUCUGCGAUCCCCCGAUGCUGGAACCGUCCGGAAGCCGUACAGAUACGACAACCAGGGCGCUCCUCUGCGCACGGAUAUGGUUCCUUCGCGGUACACACCAACCAAAGACAUACUCCCUAGCCCGGUCUCGAAGCAUGUGACAGAUCGAUUUCGCUCCCCCGCCUCUACUCAAGAAGACAACUGGGAUGACGACUUCGCCACGGCUAUUUCUCCCAGUGCGUUGCAGCUACCUCAUCUGCAACCACAGGACAACUUCGGGGGAAUGCUCUCGUCUGAGAAGCUCAAGGCAUUUGCGUCUCUUGAUGGUACAGUAUUGAGGUCCGAUGACGGCUUCGACGACUUCGAUGAUUCCUUCUCGCAGCAGUCCGGUGAAGCGGACCCUCUUCGAACCAUUCGGCCCUUUACAUCGAAGCAAACUGGAUACGAGAACACACCUCAGUCAAAGGCCGCCCUGGCCGCGAUGCACCACAAUGUGCCAGUUCUGCAGACGCCUGUGCCACCAUUGAGACUGCAGCGCCCGGCAUCUUAUUUCAAAGAAAACUCGAUCGAAGAUUACUCCGACCUCAUCAAGGCCAAUGAAGAUGUCCUAGAUGACAAGCUGAGCGCUUUUCAGGAAACCGACGAGGAAGACAGUGAUAUGAUGCCGUCGCCUUCAAAGGAGGUGGUCCGAUAUCAGGCAUCCGCAGGUCACGAAGAAGACCACCAGCCUCAGCUCAGGAAGCGGCUAUCUGUUAAGCGUCACCCAUCGUCCAUCGAGAUUCAGAAAUUCACCGAGAACGAACGCGACGAGGAUUUCUCCGAUAUCCUGGGGGCCGAAGAGGUCACUCUAGACAAGCCGGAGAGUGAGGGUAGCUCGGGUCAAAGCACGUUGAUGCUGAAUACCAAGCUGUCGAACAACUCAUGGCUGGGUGACCAAGACGAUGAGGAUGAUCCGUUCGCCCAGCUCGAAGAAGGGCUCGAUGAAAUGGACCUGGAGGCCAACAUCGCCCGUGACAAAUAUGCUCGGCUUCGGGGUCAGGUCGAGACUUUCGUCAGCGAUUUGAAAACCUCUCAAGAUGAAGAUGUGCUCGGUGAAAUCUCAGAGCAGCUGUUGAAUGUCUUCUGUGAUCUUCCGGAGACAAAAAACAUCAUCAUCAGCGCGCACGGGAUGCUCCCGAUCCUCGAGAUUCUGGACAUAUGCCGUCGUCGCGAUAUUAUUCUCUGCUUGUUGCGCAUUGUCAACGCUAUCAUCUUCAAUGACUACGAGGUCCAGGAAAAUCUUUGCUUUGUGGGAGGCAUUCCCAUCAUUAACGAGUUUGCCGCCAAGAAGUAUCCGCAGGAAAUCCGACUGGAAGCCGCGGCCUUCGUGCAGCAGAUGUAUCAAACGUCUACUCUGACCCUUCAGAUGUUCGUCAGCGCGGGCGGUUUGAAUGUACUGGUCGAGUUCUUGGAAGAUGACUAUGAAGACGAACGGGACUUGGUUCUCAUCGGAGUGAACGGUAUCUGGAGCGUUUUUGAACUACAGGGAUCGACGCCGAAAAACGACUUCUGCAGGAUUCUGUCUCGAAACUCUGUCCUAGAUCCACUGUCACUUGUUUUGAGCCGAGUGUUGGACGAACAGGGGACAUUGGCUGAGAUUGUUGAGGGCCGGAUCGCGAACAUUUUCUUCAUCUUCUCGCAGGCCGAGAACCAUGUCAAGGAGAUGGUUGCGGAGCGGACGGUGCUGCACAGAGUCUUGAAAGAGCUGAAGCGGAUGACGCCCGUGCAUCAGAUAACCAUGUUGAAGUUUAUUAAGAACCUGUCGAUGCUGUCCACGACCCUUGACUCCCUCCAGAAUUCCAACGCCAUCGACGUGCUGACGGAUCUGCUGCGGUCGACCAUGAAACGGCCGCACUUCCGCGAAGUCUCCAACCAGAUCCUGAAUACGAUCUACAACAUGUGCCGUCUGAACAAGUCCCGCCAGGAGGAUGCGGCGCUGAAUGGCAUUGUCCCGCUGCUUCAGAAGAUCGUAAAGACUGAGCGACCGCUUAAGGAGUUCGCCCUGCCCAUCCUGUGCGAUAUGGCGCAUUCAGGAAAGGUUGGACGCCGUGAACUGUGGCGCAACAAGGGUCUGGCCUUUUACAUCUCGUUGCUCUCUGAUCCGUACUGGCAGGUGACUGCUUUGGACGCCAUCUUCACCUGGCUUCAAGAGGAGACGGCCAAGGUUGAGGAACAUCUUUUGGAUAACCGCUUUGACACGUUUACGGACUCGAUUGUCCGGUGCCUGACGGUAUCCAAAGCGAACGCAUUUGAAAACAUCCUCGAACCGCUGCAGAAACUCCUGCGAUUGAGCCCGCCUAUUGCCUCGACCUUCGCACGGCCCGAUCUGUUCAUGAGACUGGGCCAGAAAUUGCACCACAACAAGGCCGCGGUACGACUGAACCUGCUGCGUAUCAUCUCGAGUAUAUGCGACUCCAGCGACGAACAAGGCGGCCUUCUUGCGCGAUACGGUCUUCUGGAAGCGAUCCGCGAACUGGAGCACGACCCAGCCAUUCUGGUGCGAGACAUGGCGGGCAAGCUGGUCCAGUCUAACGAACGGAGUGAAGUGUACAACAUGGAGAAGCGCAAGCCCGGCAUGAGACGGAAGAGCACAUCGACGACGUCCCCGGGCCUGCUCACGAACCAGUCCGCCCCCGCGACCCCCCAGAUCAGCCGGUUCAGUCAAUCGAAGCAGUAUUUCGACGGACGCGAAAGCCAGCGACACACGCGGCCUACUCUCAGCGGUUCCGGGCUGGCACUGCGACCCGGGAGUCGAGAUGGUACUGGCCCAGCUCUUUCGGUGGGACUGGGUGGAAGCGGCGGUGCGGCUGCGUCGAGAAACCGCAUGUCGCGAAACGUCGCCAACCGACUGUCGCAGGUGGACCUUCUGGCGGAAGAGGAGCCCAGGCCGUCGACUGCGAUGUCUCGUCGACGAUCCAUCCUUCCUCAGCGCCGACGGCCGACCCAUACUGAUUCGGAUUGGGGUGCAUAGUUGACGGUCGUUGGACUUCCUAAUCAACUACUGGGCGGUUCCUUGUCUUUCGGGCCAUGUCAAACGGUGUCUGGAGGUAGAAACGUGGUAGGUAUCGGCGCAGGGGAUUGCAUUGCAUAGGAAGGAGUAAUGGUAAUGGGGAACGGGGGAUUAUGCUUUUGUCCGAGUGCGUUGGCAGGGAUCAGGUACAGGAAGGCGGGAC